Trichosurus vulpecula (common brushtail) is the source of this 2200-nucleotide messenger RNA. RefSeq names its product solute carrier family 3 member 1 (gene SLC3A1). Gene Ontology annotation, biological process: carbohydrate metabolic process; amino acid transport. The transcript has 10 exons. Bases 1 to 2046 code for a protein of 681 amino acids. The record is from RefSeq and is a predicted model, not a curated record. NCBI's taxonomy places the organism in Eukaryota, Metazoa, Chordata, Mammalia, Diprotodontia, Phalangeridae.
AUGGCCAAAGAUAGAAGUAAGAAAGACUCUGUGAGAAUGAGUAUAAAGGGUCACACCAACAAUGGAUUUGUGCAAAAUGAAGCAGUCACCGAAAGACAAAUCGACGGCAGCAACCAAGUCGAUUCACUGAAGACAAGGACUAUUGACAUCCACCCCCAAGAGCUGGAUCCUAUCAAGCCAUAUGCAGGGAUGCCCAAAGAAGUCCUGCUUCUGUACUCAAGCCAAGCACGGUACAGAGUCACCCGAGAGAUCCUCUUCUGGCUCAUCGUUGUAUCUGUGCUUGUGCUCAUCAGUUCAACCAUUGCAAUUAUUGCCCUAUCUCCAAAGUGCCUUGAUUGGUGGCAAGCCAGUCCUAUAUACCAGAUCUACCCACGUUCUUUUAAGGACAGCAACCAGGAUGGCAAUGGUGAUCUGAAAGGUAUACAAGAGAAACUUGACCACAUCAUAAAUUUAAAUGUAAAGAAUGUGUGGAUUACUUCUUUUUAUAAAUCAUCCAUUAAAGAUUUCCGAUAUGCUGUUGAAGAUUUCCAAGAAAUUGAUCCCAUCUUUGGAACAAUGAGAGAAUUUGAGAAUCUUGUUACAGCUAUACAUGAUAAAGGUUUGAGACUCAUAAUGGAUUUUAUACCAAAUCACACAAGUGAUAAACAUAGUUGGUUUCAACUGAGUCGGAAUCGGACUGGCAAAUAUACAGAUUAUUACAUCUGGCAUAACUGUACACACGUAGAUGGCAUGACAAUACCACCCAACAACUGGUUGAGUGUCUAUGGAAACUCUAGUUGGCAGUAUGAUGAAGUGCGAAAUCAAUGUUAUUUUCACCAGUUUUUGAAAGAGCAACCUGAUUUAAAUUUGCGUAAUACUGAUGUCCAGGAGGAAAUAAAGGAAAUCAUGCAGUUUUGGCUUGGAAAGGGUGUUGAUGGAUUUAGUUUUGAUGCCGUUAAAUUUCUUCUAGAAGCAACACAUCUGAGAGAUGAACCUCAAGUGGAUAAGACUCAAAACCCGGACAUGGUUACCAACUAUUCUGAGCUGUAUCAUGAUUAUACCACCACUCAAGUUGGGAUGCAUGACAUACUCCGCAGCUUUAGGCAGACCAUGGACCAGUACAGCAGGGAGCCUGGUAGAUACAGAUUUAUGGGAACUGAAGCAAGUAACCAGGAAGGCAUUGAAGAAACCAUGAUGUACUAUGGAACAUCUUUUAUCCAAGAAGCAAAUUUUCCCUUCAAUUUUUACCUCACAGAAAUGACUACUCUCUCUGGAACCGAGGUCUUUGAAGUUGUGGCAUCCUGGAUGAAGAACAUGCCAGAAGGAAACUGGCCCAAUUGGAUGAUUGGAGGACCUGACAUUACUCGGUUAACUUCUCGUUUUGGAAAAGACUAUGUCAAUGUCAUGAAUAUGCUAAUCUUAACACUUCCUGGGACACCUAUAACUUACUAUGGUGAAGAAAUAGGAAUGGAAGAUAUUUUAGCAGCAAACUUAAAUGAAAACUAUGAUACUACCCUGCUUUCCAAAUCACCAAUGCAGUGGGAUAACAGCUCCAAUGCUGGUUUUAGUGAAGGGAACCAAACCUGGCUACCCACUAACACCAAUUACCAAGUUCUGAAUGUUGAUGUUCAGAAGAAUCAAGACACUUCUCCCCUGAAGCUGUAUCAAGAAUUAAGUUCCUUGCGUCUCAAUGAGCUGCUUCUCAGCCGGGGCUGGCUGUGCUACAUUUGGCAUGAUGCUAACAUUCUGGUGUACACAAGGGAACUUGAUGGUCUAGACAGAGUCUUUACCAUAGUGCUGAAUUUUGGAGAAACAACAGAGGUGAAUUUGCAGGCUCUUUCUAUAGGACUCCCGGCAAAAGCAAGCAUAAAGCUGAGUACCACGUUCACUAACAGAGGGGAGACUGUGGCCACGAAUGCAGUAAGAACCGAGAAGGGGGAAGGACUCAUUCUGGAGCACAGACUGACCAAACUCCUGCACCGUCAAGAAGCCUUCAAAGACAAGUGUCUUGUUUCAAACAAAGCAUGUUAUUCCCGCUUCUUAAAUAUCUUGCACAGUUCCUGCUGAGAUGCUGUCAUUGGUCAUCUUUGGCUUGAUAGACGUUAGUAAACAUAAUGAACACUCAUCAAUUAUAAUUCUUAAGAAUUUCUACAGCUUGAAUCUGCUUUAGAAAAGUUGUCCAAUACUCUUAAAAAUGCAAUAAACACAGAAAAGAAAAUCA